AAAUAAUUGAUGGGAUUUUGCUUUCUCUUUGAGGAAAAUCCUUAUAUAUCUGUAUAAAUAACGUAUGUGUUAAACACUUGGAGGUUAUUCAAGGCGUUGCUUUAUCAAAGAAAAGAAAUGGCAGAAGCUCCAGAAAACGAAUUACGAAUGGUCCUGAUUGGGAAAACUGGAAAUGGUAAAAGUAAGACUGGGAACACAAUUUUAGGGCAGAAGAUAUUCCCUUUUGGAAGCGGUGCGAUGUCCCUGACAACUACUUGUCAACUGAGAAAUGCACAUAGAUUUGGCAAAAAGAUUAGCUUGGUAGACACCCCAGGAGUGUUUGACAACAGGAAUGAUAAUGAAAAUGUUCAACAGGAAAUAAAGAAGUGCAUAUGGCUUACAUGUGAAGGCCCGCAUGCAAUAAUUCUAUGCGUUCCCAUUGGUCGUUUUACAAAUGAAGAUGUGGAGACAGUAAAACAUUUUUGUUCCCAUUUUGGUGAAAACUUAACAAAGUAUGUUAUUGUUUUAUUCACGCGAUUCGACGAUUGGAAACGUGAUAGGACAGAGAACUCUCUUGAUCCAGGUAUGGAAGGAUUCAUUGACUCUCUUACGCCCCCCUUGAGAGAAUUUUUAAGUAAAUGCGGGAAUCGAUUCAUUGAGUUUGACAAUACCUUGAAAGAAACCAGCGCCGACAGCCAAGUGCAAAGACUCCUAGGAAUGGUCGAAAAAAUGGUGAGAGAAAAUGGAGGGUCACAUUACACAAAUAAAGAUUACCAAAAGGCAGAACUAGAACUGCAAAAACAGAUAGAGGAGAACAAAAAGGAAAAAGAAAAAGAAAUACUGAAAAUGCAACAGGAAAUGAGAAAAGAAAUAGAUGAUGACCUAAGAAAACAAUAUAAAGAAAGAGAACAAAAAUUAAUACAAGAAAUUCAAAAUAUCCGAGAUGAGACUAAAAAACAAAACUGGUUACAAGGCGUGUUAAAUGCAGGGAUAAGUUUUGUCAAGUCAAUUUUCAGAUUUUAAAUUUUAUCUAGAUUUAUACUCCGGAGUAUAUAUCAUCAGACACGCUUCGAAUGAAUAAUAUUCUACAUAGCCUUGCAUUAAACACAUUCGACUGUUUUAAAUGUAAUUGUAAUUUAAUUCAUUUGUCUAACAUUUUUAUUCAAUAGCAAACCUAAAAAGUAUAGUAUUUAAGAAUCUGUAUUGCAUUUUACUAUAUUACUUGUAAACUAGUAUAAUUUAAUAUUUGACUGUUUAAUAUAUAACUUAAAAAACAUGUAAAAUUAUCAAAUAAGUUCAUAAAAUGAGGGUUCACUGAUUAAAAUGGUAUUCAUGUA
This is a messenger RNA of Mytilus trossulus (common blue mussel), 1316 nucleotides long. RefSeq names its product GTPase IMAP family member 9-like. The transcript has 2 exons. The record is from RefSeq and is a predicted model, not a curated record. Lineage: Eukaryota; Metazoa; Mollusca; Bivalvia; Mytilida; Mytilidae. The coding region runs from base 118 to 1002 and encodes 294 amino acids. Gene Ontology annotation, molecular function: GTP binding.